GCAUAAAGGUAAAAAACAAUAUGUACAGUGUUAUCUUCAUUUUAGACGUCACAAAGUAUUUGCGGCUCCCAGUGUUUUCUUUUGCGUGGAAACCGGCUCCAAGUGGCUCUUUGGGUCUUAAAGGUUGUGACCCCUGGUCUAGACUGAGGCUCUCUUUAUUACAACAGUUUACCUCUAAUGGGGGGUCUUGCCCUACCAAAUUUUUAAUGUACUACUGGUCUUCACAUAUUCAUAAGCUGACCUACUGGCUAAAUUCACUGAACCUGAUUUGGUGUAAACUUGAAAUUCAAUCAGUUUCUCCAUAUUUUCCAGCCGCCUCUCUUAUCUACUCAUCACUGCCUGUUAAACAUCGUCUGUUGCUUCAAAUCCCGUAGUGCUCUCUACACAUAAGAUGUGGUUUCAGUUCAGGUCGCAUUUUAAAUUCAUAUCCCCCUCUACCAGAUUACUAUUGUUAAGGAAUAAUCUAUUUUCCUGCCACUGCCGCCUGUCUGACGUGGCAUGAAAGAGACAUAAAAAGCGUGAGAGCCCUUUACAAAGAUGAUGUCUUUCUUAGUUUCUCAGAGCUGUCCUCAAAAUGUAACCUACCUCCUUCUCACUUGUUUCUCUAUUUGCAAAUUAGACACUGUGUCUCAUCACUGUUUCCAAACUUCUCCCUGCUGAUGCUCUAUGGGUUGACCUUCUGCUUGUGAGGCCUAAUCAAAAAUCACUUCUAUCAAAUAUAUAUUGUAUGCUUAUGGUGACCCAAACUGAUUCAUCUGGUAAAAUCAGAACCGCCUGUGAGGAUGAAUUAGGUGUUGAACUGUUUGAAUCAUGGUGGGACAAGGUGACUCUCAUGCGUUCAAGUACACCAUGUGCUACAGCUUGUACAGUUUAGUCCAUUUCUCAAAAUCCCGUUUGUCUAAAAUUUUCCUUCAAUUAUAGAUCAAUGUGACCUCCCCCUGCAAUCCAUAUGUUUUCUUCUGUCCAAGUUUGAACACAUUUUGGGUUUUCAGAGGCUUUUGGAUCCGAUCCGAGAAGACCCUCUAAUUGCCAUAUUUGGAGUUCCAGAGACCCUCUUAAUAUAACUCCCCAGCAAACUGAGAUCGUGGCUUUUUGUUCCCUUCUUGCUAGACGCUGUAUUUUACGCCUCCAUCUGCAUUGCAAUGGCUUAAUACUGUCCGGACAUUCUUGAGGGUGGAGACGAUCUCACUCACAGUGAAAGGUAGUCCUGCUAAAUUUAUCCACAAGUGGCAUAUGUGGAAUAUCUCAGAUCUUUUCCUUAGAACAAUGUGAUUUACCCACCUGCAACUAGAUUGAAAAGAAUUUGAAAUUUAGUCUUUUUUUAAGGUAGGCACAGGAUUUAAGCCCCGCCCCUUCUAUUCUUUUAUUUGUAUUUAUUUAUUUAAAUUUUACUUUAUUUUAUUUAUUUAAGAUUUUUUCUAAUUUAGAUCAUACAAACUUAUUUCUAAUAAGUUUGUAUGAUAAACAGAUAAAAUAAAACCAGUGGGUGAAUGACAGCAUUCUUACAAUAAACAGGGACCUGACCAGAAACCAAUGAAGUAUUGAUAAUUGUCAGCACACAGGGACCGAUAGACUGAAAGACAUUUGUAAACAAAGAUCCAGGUAAAAUAUCAGGAGAGCAGGAGGACGCUUUUUAAUCAAAUUAACUAAUUUGACCAGUUUAGGUAAGGACACAGGUUAAAAUAACAGGACUAGGUGGGGUUGGAGCAGACAAGAGACACAGAAGGAGAUAUAUUGUUCCUAACAUUGCUGACUUUUUCAACAAAGAAAGUUUUCACAAUCUUCAUUCAAUGAAAUUGGGACAGCAGGUGGAGCAGGAGCAACUAUAUCACUAACGGUGUCUAAUACUACCUUGGGGUUACCUCUGCUCUUUGAAACUAGGUCUGAGUACCCAUAGCUUCAGUCACAGGUGAGGCUAAGGAUAUCAAUCGAUGGCUAAUUCAACAGCUUUGCUUAUGUGCUCAGUUGUGAACCACCCCAAGGAAAGCUGGACCCAUGAAAUCCUCAGACCAGAUCCCGAGGCCCCUGAAACAGACGCCCUUCCCCUUCUGGACAAACUAAAAACUUCCAUCACUCGCGAUUUAAGAGCAGCAGGAUGAGAUGGGGAACUGCAGGACGCAAAUAUAAAGUGUCAGUGCUGUACGUAAAGACUCAUGGCCACAUUAAUGUGAAUAAAUAAAAACAUCGGGCAGGGGCGUGUGGUGCAAGCCCAUACAUUUAUAAAGCAUGAUGAGAGAGAAACCUGAACUGCUUCACACUGAUGUGACUGAACCCGAGUACGACACUGCCUAAACUCCUGCACUAAAUGUCCAGCAGGGGGCGACUGGUUGUAAGAAGUCACUAAUGACGAGAUGUAAACAUGCUUAAAAGUCAGUACUGAGGGUUGGAUUAAACGCAGAGAUGCGCAGCUGGCAGUGAAUGUUCAUAGAAAGAACGACACCGACUUUCUUCGUUUCCUUCCUCGGGCUGUAAACAUUCAAGCCUGGAAAGUGUCUAGAUUUAGAGGAAAUAAAUAUUUAUUUAAUGAAGGACAGAUGUAAGGAGGGUGGAGGUCAGAGUCCAGCUGUCAGUGUGAUGCUCCUGUCAGACAAAUAUAAUCUGUCCUCUGGGUGUCUCCUGUUUUAACAUGUUUUACUGCUAAUGAGUCUGACAGAAGAGAGAGGGGGAGAGCAUGCCAGGCGCUGAGAGGAAGGAAGGAGGCGAGUUAAAGAGGAGGAGGGGCAGAGUGGUGGAUUCAGUCAGUCCUUCGUUCAGUCGCAGCUCAGAUGGAGGUUUUUCCUCCUGCUGAGGAGACUCUGAUGGCAUGACAACGGCUUCCUGAGUGAGAAAGAGCGAGAGAGAAAGAGAGAGAGAGAGAUAUCCUGCCCUCAGUUUCCACGGUGACGGCAUCCCUCCAUCCUCCUCCAUCAUCUCUCCGCCCGGCUGCUGUCGACAUCGUCGGGAUGGGAGAUAAAGGAACAAGAGUGUUUAAGAAAGCCAGCCCCAAUGGAAAGCUCACCGUCUACCUGGGGAAGAGAGACUUCGUGGACCACGUGGAUCGGGUGGAGCCUGUCGACGGCGUCGUUCUGAUCGACCCGGAGUACCUGAAGGAGAGGAAAGUGUUUGUGACUCUGACGUGUGCGUUCCGUUAUGGUCGCGAGGAUUUGGACGUCCUCGGAUUGACGUUCCGGAAGGACCUGUUUGUGGCGAACAUCCAGGCGUUUCCUCCGGUCACCGAAGAGAAGAAGACUCUGACUCGUCUUCAGGAACGUCUGAUUAAAAAACUGGGAGAACACGCCUACCCGUUCACCUUCGAGAUUCCUCUGAACCUGCCGUGUUCGGUCACCCUGCAGCCGGGACCGGAGGACACCGGAAAGGCCUGCGGAGUCGACUUUGAGGUGAAAGCUUUCUGUGCCGAAAAUGUUGAAGAAAAGAUCCACAAAAGGAACUCUGUGCGUCUGGUGAUCAGGAAGGUGCAGUACGCUCCAGAGAAACCUGGCCCUCAGCCGACGGCAGAAACCACCAGACAGUUCCUGAUGUCGGACAAACCGCUGCACCUGGAGGCCUCGCUGGACAAGGAGAUCUAUUACCACGGUGAGCCAAUCAGCGUCAACGUUCACGUCACCAACAACACCAACAAGACCGUGAAGAAGAUGAAGAUCUCAGUGCGACAGUACGCCGACAUCUGCCUGUUCAACACGGCUCAGUACAAAUGUCCCGUGGCCACCGAGGAGUCAGAUGACGUUGUGGCUCCCAGUUCGACUUUCUGCAAAGUUUUCACCCUCACUCCGUUUCUGGCUAACAAUCGCGAGAAACGAGGUCUCGCUCUGGACGGAAAACUGAAGCACGAGGACACCAACCUGGCGUCCAGCACGCUGUUGAGAGAUGGAGCCAAUAAGGAGAUUCUCGGCAUCAUCGUGUCCUACAAAGUCAAAGUGAAGCUGGUUGUGUCUCGUGGCGGGCUCCUUGGAGAUCUGGCAGCGAGUGACGUCUCGGUCGAGCUGCCCUUCACGUUAAUGCACCCGAAGCCUUUAGAGGAGUCCUUCUACAGGGAAGCUGCAGACGAGGCUCCAGUCGACGCGAACCUCAUCGAGUUUGACACAAACGACGAUGACAUCAUCUUCGAAGACUUUGCCCGCCAGCGGCUGAUCGGAGCAAAAGACGACAAGGAUGAAGACGAGGAGCCGGUGGACUCGCCCAAACUGGACGACAGAUAGAGGGGAGGAGACACUGCGGCUGUUGUUUUGCUGCUGUAUGUAGUGUGGAGCUAAUGGAGUUCACCUUUAGGUCAAACCACAGUCUGGACACCCUUUAAACACUCGGUGGUGCCGUGUUUGUGUGCUCGUUCAUGUCUGUCCUCUCUGAGUCCCGGUGAGGUGUUUAAAAAAAAAACUAGAAUACUGCAGCCUAGACAUCGGAGCGGCUCUUUGCUCCGACGGAGUCGCCUGGAGCGCCGACCCGGCAGCUCCUAACGACAGCUGGUAGCAUGCCUCUAAUGUCUCUUUGUUCUAAGUGUUUCCAUUAGGGACCAAACAGAUGUAAAGUUGUGUUGAGAUUAGUUUAAAGUCUUUAGAAACAACACUGCCAGCCUCGGUUGAUCUUGAACCCUCUGCCACUGGAGACAAACUUCAGCCGAUGGAGGAUUUUGCUGAGUAACCAUCUGUAGUCGGUGUUGCUGAAGCUGCAGAGCAGAUGGGAAACGGCACCGAAGUGAUCUGCUGGGCCGCCCGACAAGAGGACCUCAAACUGUCAGAGUGAGCCACCGACCAUUUAACAGCAACCGGUGGCCUAGUUUGCAUGAAUAAAUACUUCCUAUGAUUUAUUAAUGUCAUGAAUAAUCAAACUGAUUUUAAAUAGCAUACAGUUUCAUGUGUUCAUGCUGAUAAUUUUCCGAAUCAUCAUCAGAACGAUUUUCUUCCUUGCAGGUAGUCGCUGGUCGUCCAUAUUCGCUUCGUUUCUGUUAAAAUCAGCACGGCUUCAUGUUGCCUUAAAGUAAACGCUGCGCUUUAAUAUGAUACAUGUGUCAGACAAAUAUAAUUGGCAUCCUUUACGUGUUUGUUACCUUUACCUCUGUUUAACUGAAACAAUCAGACAUCUGGCAGAAAUUUAAAGAGCAGCUGUUCGAACUGUGGCCUGAUCGUUGUGAAUGCUUUUAAGACUGUAGAGAUAAAUAUUUUGUUUCCUCAAACAACAUUCUGAUAAUUAUGAGUCACUUUAGUGUGACAGGCUAAUUCUGAAGCUAAUAAUGUUAAAUUUCUACUGAAAUAUCCGAAACAUUUCGUCACCCAGUAAAUCUUCACUUACCUUAAAUGUAAUAAAGUUUAAAACUGAAAAUAAACCGAAAGAUCUUUUAUUGAAACUGAACUGAAACUCAGAGACACCAAGCAAAAUUGAAAAUAUUAUUUUAUUCACUAAAUAAAAUCUGAUAGAACAGUGUUGCGGUCAGAGGUCAUCACACAGGCCUCCUAGCAAACACUCACUGCUGGUGACUGGGUGGCGAGUGGUUGUGGCAGUUGCUCGGUGAAAUAUGGUGCUGCAACAAAAGCCUCCUGUGGUUGUUCUGGCCUGUGGCAGACUGCCUCAGUUGCCUGAAGUUUGCAUGGAAGAUGCAACUUUUACUGGUCUGCAGAUGACUCAACGUCUUAUAUGCAAACUACAGGUGAUGGAGGCAGUCACAGAGAGGUUUGUGGCGUAGCGGCCUUCUUUUACAUUAACCACUCACAGCUGGCUGGUGAACAAUGACCAGAGGUUGCCAGUGGGUCGUUGUCCGGUUUCUCGGCCUGUGGGACUGGCUCCUUAGACCGCUGAAGAUUAGCGCUCUAAUGGGCAAUCCCUACGUGCCGGCUGAUUUUACAGAAACAAAGUAAAACUAGUGGCUGUGCUGAAGAAAGAGAAUCCACAUGGAAAUUCAUCAAUGAUUUGUAAGAGAAUUGGCAGGGAUGUCAUCCAUCCAUAUGUCGUAUCAGGUGACUUGAGCAGGUAAAGAAAUUGUGCAAACCUUUAUUUUGAAAAGAUUCAAAGUUAAAGAGUCUCAAACAUCCUGUAUGAGGGGUAAGAUGUGUUUCUGCUUACUUUAAAGUCAGACUGAAACCAGUUUUUGCAUUGUAACGUACAGUUUAAGAAAAAACAGAAAACAUCAGCUGUGUCUGAUUGUUCAUUUUGGCGGGGCGCGAGGAAAACUUGUAUAUUUCACUGGAUCUUAAAUAAAAGGACGUUUGUGUCCCCAUUUGUCUGGAUUCAUGAAACUAAACAAAAACGAACUUUUCAACCGACGAGGUGCUCAGAGGAGGUUCAUGGAUGUAGUGGAGGAGGACAUGCAGAAGGUUGGUGCAACAGAGGAGGAUGCUGGGAAAAGGGUGAGCUGAAGGCAGUAAAGACUAGCAUAUUUUUCAGAUUAUAAGGCGCAUUAAGCGAAACAAAACAGUCAAAUAAGUCAAACUUUAUUAAACUCAU
Molecule: messenger RNA, 6432 nt
Organism: Haplochromis burtoni (Burton's mouthbrooder)
Lineage: Eukaryota; Metazoa; Chordata; Actinopteri; Cichliformes; Cichlidae
Product: arrestin, beta 1
Exons: 16
Coding region: 2943-4196 (417 amino acids)
Biological process (GO): visual perception; signal transduction; G protein-coupled receptor internalization
Molecular function (GO): G protein-coupled receptor binding
Source: RefSeq, a predicted model, not a curated record